AAGUGAGAGCUCCCAUGUUGACAUGAUAGGAGGCAUGAUAGCGGUGACUGCACGGAGAGCUGUGCCCUGGGGGCUGGGGGCAGGCUGGACACCCGGGCUGGUGCUGCGCCAGAUUAGCUCCUUACCCAGUUACACAUUCCCUAAAGAAGUAAAAAUUGUUGAAGUUGGACCAAGGGAUGGACUACAAAAUGAAAAGGCAAUUGUACCUACUGAAGUAAAAAUUAAUCUAAUCAACAUGUUAUCAGAAGCAGGACUGCAAUCCAUAGAGGCCACUAGCUUUGUGUCUCCCAAGUGGGUACCUCAGAUGUCAGACCAUGCAAACGUGAUGCAUGGCAUUAAGAGGUUUCCAAAUGUUAGCUACCCGGUCCUGACUCCAAAUCUCACAGGAUUUCAAUCUGCGGUGCAGUGUGGUGCUAAAGAAGUGGCCAUUUUUGGAGCAGCUUCUGAGUUGUUCAGUAAGAAGAAUAUUAAUUGUUCAAUCGAGGAAAGUUUGCAGAGAUUCGAAGCAGUCACAGCCGCAGCAAAAGAAGCAAACAUCCCUGUACGAGGGUAUGUUUCUUGUGUUCUUGGGUGUCCGUAUGAAGGGAAAGUGCAUCCCAGUAAAGUGGCUGAGGUGGCACACAAGAUGUUUUCUAUGGGCUGCUAUGAGAUCUCCCUGGGUGACACAAUCGGAGUGGGGACUCCGGGCAGCAUGCGGGACAUGCUGUGUGCCGUACUUGAUGUGAUUCCAGCUCGUGCUGUUGCUGUUCACUGCCAUGACACUUAUGGUCAGGCGUUAGCAAACAUCUUAGUGGCUCUGCAGAUGGGUGUGCAAGUGGUGGAUUCCUCUAUAGCAGGUCUUGGAGGAUGUCCGUAUGCCCAAGGAGCUUCUGGGAACGUGGCCACAGAAGAUGUUGUUUAUAUGCUUCAUGGACUUGGUAUUCACACAGGUGUUGACCUGAAGAAAUUGACAGAAGCAGGAGCUUAUAUCUGCAGAGCUUUGGAAAGGAAGAGCAACUCCAAAGUAUCCCAGGCAAUGUGCAGACUUUGAAGAACGAGACAUUUGAAGCUCUUUGUUAGAAACUAAUUUUAUUCUCAGGGGAAUAGAAUAAAAACUACAAACAAGAAGCACUAUGUAAAUUUACAAAAACUUAACUUCUCUGAUCUACUUAAUUUCAUUUUCACAUUUUAUAGAGCAACUGAUUAGGAGCUACCUUCUGAAAUAACAAAGCCAUGGAGUGUAGCUGCAGAAGAACAAUAAUUAACAAUAUGGGGUUGACUCCAAGCACGGGUUUCUAUUGAUCAUUGUUCUUGGGAGUUUGUAUGUGCGUUUUAGUUUGACCAUGUCAAUAAAGGUUACUCUAGCCACAAAAGAGAGUUUUUACUGAAGUGAGCACUGUCCAGAAUUCAAGGUGAAUUUCAUAGUCAAGACCUAAAUAGCUAUACUUCCACUUAGUAAAUAUCCCUGAGUAUUUUACUAAAAUACUGUAAAUUGGUUGGAGUAACAGAUUAAGAAUUCUUCUGUGUGAAGAUACAGGGUUCUAUGUGGACACAAAUAUGUUUUCGGUGUAUGUAUUCUUUAGUGUUGUCAAGACCUAUACGCAAUAUAACUGUAAUGCUUAUUAAAUAAACUAUUUUAAACAAA
Pelobates fuscus (common spadefoot toad) is the source of this 1624-nucleotide messenger RNA. RefSeq names its product hydroxymethylglutaryl-CoA lyase, mitochondrial-like. The record is from RefSeq and is a predicted model, not a curated record. Gene Ontology annotation, cellular component: mitochondrion. Gene Ontology annotation, biological process: L-leucine catabolic process; ketone body biosynthetic process. The coding region runs from base 23 to 1030 and encodes 335 amino acids. NCBI's taxonomy places the organism in Eukaryota, Metazoa, Chordata, Amphibia, Anura, Pelobatidae. The transcript has 9 exons. Gene Ontology annotation, molecular function: hydroxymethylglutaryl-CoA lyase activity.